Sphenostylis stenocarpa is the source of this 567-nucleotide messenger RNA. NCBI's taxonomy places the organism in Eukaryota, Viridiplantae, Streptophyta, Magnoliopsida, Fabales, Fabaceae. The record is from the annotation of a GenBank genome assembly.
AUGUCGUUUGCCUCCAAAGCAAUAGGGUCAACAGGGUUAGGAGGGGGCAAGGACUUAGAAGAGACUUUGGAAGCACGAAUUGCUGGCUGUGUAACUGCUGAUGAUGCAUAUCGAUUUAUCAAACAAAAGAGGACAAACGAAGCUGAACCAAGUGCCUGUAAAGAAAGUGGUCAGAUUAGAACAAGUGCCAAGACAUUACAGAGGCCAAAUAAUCUCAAAGGAGAACUUGACAGUAGCCCACGGGGUCUUCAAAAGGGGACUGCAGCUUCAUUUUCUGGUGCAAAGGAUUCACCUACUGCCAUACAAGCCAUCUCAAGGUCGCCAGAAGAGUGGGAUAUUAGUGGAUUUGCAGGGGCUGAAUUUCUAUCUGAAUCGGAGAAAAAGCUUUGUAAUGAGAUCAGAAUACUGCCGUCAUACUAUCUCAACAUGCUGCAGACCAUGUCAUUAGAAAUUUCAAAGGGAAGUGUAACAAAGAAAUCUGAUGCACAUAAACUCUUUAAGGUAGACCGAAGCAAGGUUGAUAGAGUCUAUGAUGUCCUUAUGAAAAAGGGAGCUCUGCAAACAUAA